AUGUCCCUCGCUGCUCCUAAAGCCGUGCCGCGGUGCCACACUGUGCCGAUCUUCUCCGGCCCCCACGGUGCCGUCUUGGAGCGCAUCAACCGCAUGAUCGCCUCCGGCGACUUCGACGUCUUCUUCACCGCCCUCAAGGGGUUUCGCAACGGUCUCGUGUACGGCACGCGUGUCCGUGCCCCACACGCCCUCGUGCUGAACCUGGUCUGGAGCAAGUCGCCGUACAGCUCGAUGCCCGCCAAGAUCUUCAGUGUCACAAAGACACACGCGUUGGGCCUCGGGUACAGCUCAGUUACCUUCGCCGUCGUGCGCGGCCUUCUGCGCAAACUGCAAGGCACGACGCACGCAUGGCACAACGCCUUGGCGGGGUUCAUGAUCGGCGCCCUGUUCUGGGGCGACCCGAGCAGCGGCGUCCACAUCCAGAUGAUGAUGUACAUACUUGCUCGAGUUGUGUGCGCUCUCUACCAUCUGCUUACCUCCAAGUGCGCCGCGUCUAUUCCACCGGUGGCGUACCGGCUGUACAUGGGCUGUUUGUGGUGUCUGGCCAUCAUGUUCCUCAUGUACUCGCCAGACAAACUGCAGCCAUCCAUGGCGCAGUCCCUGGAGUACAUCUUCAAGGACAGCGGCAAGUUUAGCAGCUGGUACGACCUCGUCGUGGUGAACUCUGUUGAUAACCUGUAG
Molecule: messenger RNA, 681 nt
Organism: Leishmania mexicana MHOM/GT/2001/U1103
Lineage: Eukaryota; Euglenozoa; Kinetoplastea; Trypanosomatida; Trypanosomatidae
Product: putative peroxisomal membrane protein 4
Exons: 1
Coding region: 1-681 (226 amino acids)
Cellular component (GO): peroxisomal membrane
Source: RefSeq, a predicted model, not a curated record